UUUUUACUUUGCAUACUACCGUUAACCGUGACCUCAAAUGCUAGUUCAACUCUCUUUAUAGGUAAUGGCUACCAACUUCUUCGCUCAACACCCAGAGCCAGCCUGGCGCGUCAAGACCCGGCCGUGCGAGUUCCACCUUAAGGGUCAUUGUAUAUUUGGUGAAGACAGAUGCAAUUUCCUCCAUGCCAAUCCAGCAGGUUCCCCUGAUUACGACUCGAUAACAACAUCGACACCGAUGCAACCCAUUCGCCAGUCUAGGACACACCAUCACCACGACUACAAUGCUCUCAAGGACGACAUUCUGGGUGAACUACGGCAAAGAAACAACCCACUUAGUCCUACAAAACCUUCGCCUGCUCUCCAUGGUACAGGAACCUGUUCCCCAUCACGUUCGCCACGUAGAGCCAGCUUGUUGCUUGCUUUGAAGGAUAUUAUCGGCGACGAUGGAAUGAACGAAGUUGGACAGGAAGGAAGUAGUAUUCAGGAAAGGCGCAACUCUGGCAUGAAUCAAGAAUCGUCUACAACAGCUGCUGCGACCGUUCGAGCACCCCCAAUCGACAUAUCCUUCACAGCUUCCAAUCAUUCACCCCUAAUCACCCCUGACCAGAUCGAAGAAGACGAUACCAUGAAUCUUUUUGAAUUAAGGCGUUCUUCACAUACCUCUCAUAUUUCCACUCUAUCUGCUCUUUCUUCUUCACUCGGUCUCUCCCAAUUCCCAAUUCCACCCUCAUAUCACACAUUCUCCAAAGACGAUGGAGACGAAGCCUCGGUUCUCAACGAUUCAGGCUUCUACGAUACCAGUAAACCGUGGAAGCCUUCACCUCCCCUCAGCCCACCUCCACAUACUGCUACCCGAUCCAAAUUUGGCCUGUUACACUCGCCAUUUGGCAGCCCAUCAUCAAGGCUCAAUACCAUGUCCCGUUCAGGCCUCAUGUCACCUCGUCUGGUCUCACCCACGGGAGGAAUGUUCGUUCCUCGCAUGCACUUUCAUGACCCUGCACUCCACGGAAACUCGGAUAUCGGUACAGUCGGGCAAAUGGCUGGCUAUGGCGCCGAAUUGGAGGCUCAGCACGGUAAUGACUCGGAUGAAAGUGCCGAAUCACUCGAUUCGCCUACCGUUUAUAACCGAAAACGUGAAUUGGAGGAGAGACGAAAGCAAAUGGAGGAGAAAGAACUCGAAACGAGGAGAGGCGGGGAAGUUGGGAACAGGGCUGGGUCGAACCUUGAAGAAUGGAGCAUGCGGGACAUGAAAAUUCUCCGACGCCCUUCGUCGUCCUCUCGUAGUCUCCGUGUUCAGACUGAUGGAUCUGAAGUAGACCAUCGGAUCGAAGAUGUCGACCCGUCAACACCACGCUCGGUCUUUGAGGAUGACGAGGAUGACGAUUAUAUCGUAAACGAAGACGAUUCAGUAUUCGAAGAGGAAGAUAGUAUUGAGCAGGAAGAGGAAGCAGCCUCCUCAGGUCACACUUCUCUCUGGGAUGAUUCGCAGCGCAAUCACGAUACGAUUGUCUUUUUGGGCCAGCGCACGAAAAUUGAAUCUACCAAGUCGAACCUGGAGUUUGUUGAGGAAGAUAUGCAAGGUUGUUCUUCCUUCGCUGAUGAUCAAGAUGAUAUCGAUGAAGACUAUGAAGAGACGGCUCGCCUUGCGUAUGUUGUCGAUCGAGAAGAUGACACCCUUCAUUCUCUCUACGACGUGUACUCUGAUAUUGGGUCUGAGGCCGGAGAUGAUCCUAUGGACGACAUUGAACCGGUUCUUGAUGAUCCUGAUAGACCCUACACUCCAGCUGGAAUCUCUCUCCCCUCGCCGACACACUCUGAGGUCCACGCCUACGCACUAUUGGAUCUAUUCGAACGAAGUAAGAAAGAAGAGCACCGCAUUUCACCCGCUGAUGCUUGGGCUUAUGAACCCAACGAGUCUUUCAGCUCCAAUUCGAGCUCCGAUGCAGCCAAAGAUCUAUCCAGGGUGCUUGUUGACGGUAUCAAGAAUAUCUCUAAAGAAGUGGAGCCAGAACGUGUGUUCUCUCCGGUUAGUCUUCCUUUUCUCAGAGAGCGUGUCUUUACCCCGCCUCCGCCUCCAACACCACCAAUACCGUUCAAAGAGAAGAUUCCCCCACCACCUGUCAAAACCCAACCUCAACCUCAACAACAACAUCGAACCCCUCCUCAAUCAUCUACAUCCAAAACACGCCCACAGACUCCACGUUCCGCGCCCGCUGCGACAGCGGUGUACGAAAAGGAUAAGAGAAGAACCAGUACAAUGAUUGACCCUGAUAUGUCCAUGCCUCCCAAGGUACAUCAACAGGAAGCGGAAGAUGGGAGUGAUGGUUCAAACGAAAACCUCGGAGAUCUCGAUCCACCUGAGGAGAUGGAUAAGCAGGAAGAGAAGGGUGAAAAUGAGGUGCUGAGGAGGGGGUUGAGACCUCUCAGAUUGUCGAAUCUGCUUCUGUCGGAAAAUGCUAGCGUCGAGUCUCCUAUCCUGACUUCAUCUGGGGCGGUUUUUGGUUACUCUGAUCGUGCCGGCUCCCAUCUCUCAACUACUGCUGUCAAAUCAUAUUUAGAUUCUGCGACAUAUAACUUAUCUAAUCCUGCACAUAUCAACGCUACUUACGACGACAACAACGAACAGGCUAACGUCAUCUCACGUCCCUCUAAUGGUCUAUCAUCCUAUAGGAACCAAACAUCUUCAUCUGUAUUACCAUCCGCACCUACAUUUGCAUCGUCGCCAACUGCUAUCUUGAACUCGGACCCUCAAUCUCUUUCGGUAUUUAAUGCUCCUGCGUCUUCGGCUUCAUCGCUAUCGUCUUCCUCUUCCCAACCAUCACAAUCUCAGCAACUGUCCUCUAUGACAUUCUCUCGCCCCAGACCUACCUCGAUCCUCCUCCCACCUUCCCGAUCGACUUCUCGUCCUACUUCAUUCUCAGCUGGACCUACUCAGAGACGUCAAUCCCGUAUCCACUACAUCCGACAUGUUGACCCUGACCCCAAUGUACCGAUACCGAAAACAGCACCGGUAUAUACAACAGAUCCCGCAUGGAAUAUGGCCUUCGUUCACUCCAGAGGAUCUUUAUCCCCGGUUCCCAAGCCAAACUUGGAGCGAGACUCGAACUCUUCCGCUGGGAGACGGUUUGAUGAGCAAAAAGCGGCUGUGGGCGGGUCUGAGUUUUCGGGGAAACAACAAGAAGAGUCGGGCUCCGGUUCGACGUCUUCCAGAAUCCCAUAUACUCAACGAUCCCAUCUCCGUCACACCUGGGGAGAGGACAUGGACGUUCGACACCAUACAUUGCCGCCGCCACCACCACCUAUACGCAUCCCAACGCCGUCACAACGCUCCCAGUCCCAGCGAUCGUCUCUGUCCCAGUCUGUUAGCGCAGAGUCUCCGGCUAUUCGAAGUAAAUCGUCUAGGACGUCCCCGCUCGCCGAGUCCCUUCAACACCAUCCACCCGUCCCUUCCUCUGCGUCGUCAGUCAAACGACCUCCAACGUUGUUAUUCGCUAUUGCAAGUGACGAUCCUGCAGAGGUAGAGAAAGUUUUGGAGGAGGCAGAGGCUUCAGCCGCUUCGUCUUUACAUUCCACUUCCAAUACUAAUGCGAACGGCAACACUCCAAACGCCGAACCACCUCUUACCUCUUCAACAAUCGCUCCAAAUCCAGUUCAUGCCAAUGACACCGUCGGUCCACAAUCUCAAUCAGCUUUAGAAUUCGUGUUGACGAAUGAUGGGUUACGAAACAAGUUGGAUAUUGUCAAAGUUUUGCUUGGGUAUGGAGCUGAUCCUCUUAAGGCUGGUUUUGGAGGUUCUUCAGAGGCAGGGAAUACAAAUACGAAUGAAACGGCUGAAACAGAUUCGAUGAUGAAGAAAGUCAAGUCAAAGAUUGAUGGUUUAGAUGAGGCUUCGAGAUACUACCUGUCCCGAGCAACGUCCACGAUGGCCCGUAAAACCGCUGCACUCUUAAAGCGUUCUACAUUCCGGCCUUUACAACGAAUGAGGUACGGCAUUGUAGGGCAAGAUCGAGCGCUGGAACAGCUGUUCCGUGUUUUAAGUAUGCAUUCGUAUCCGGGAGCGAAGAUGGGUCGACAGCAGCAGCCGGUGGUCGUCUUUCUUUGUGGCCCCAGUGGACAUGGAAAGAGUUUGUUGGCACAUCAAUUCGGUUCCCUGUUGGACGUUCCCAUUCAUACCGUGAACAUGACCACACUACGAUCGGCGGACGAGCUAUGGAAGUCCUAUUCAAUCAGUUCUAGUGAGGACACCGUUCCAUGCACCUUGGUCGAGUUCCUCGCGAAUAAUGAGGGUAAGCGAUGCGUUGUUGUGCUUGAUGAAAUCGAGAAAACGGAGGACGCAAGAGCUCUCUGGUCCCUACUUGUUCCGUGGGAGCUGGGACGCUGCACCUUUGAAGCCAACUCUCGGACGAUCGACGUCCGAAAUGUGAUUUGGGUCGGUACCUCCAACAUCGGGCAAGACAUCAUCUUCUCAUUUCACGAAUCCCGUUCUCGAUCGAACGACAUCUACACUCGUGAGGAAUACGUGGAACUCAUGGGUAUCCUCCGACCUCGCGUUUCUGAUCAACUUGGUGCCUCCAUAUUAUCAAGAGUUUCGGCUAUUCUACCCUUCGUACCCUUCACGGAACACGAACGUCGAGUUAUCGCCGCUGAAUUUGUGAUACAAAGUGUAAAUGAGUCGGAGUUGGUGAAGGAGUUGGUGUUCAGUCAGAACGAUAAGGAGAUGGAGAGGAGGUGGAGGGAAAAGAUUAUUCAGGGGGCGAUGGAUGAUUUUAUUUUAUCAGAGGGAGCUAGGUCGUUGUAUAGAGCGGUGUCGAGUCAUUUGGUGGAUUCUCUAGAUGAGUUGUAGCAUGGCUCUACUUGAAUAGAAUCCCCUGCACUCC
Molecule: messenger RNA, 4877 nt
Organism: Marasmius oreades (fairy-ring Marasmius)
Lineage: Eukaryota; Fungi; Basidiomycota; Agaricomycetes; Agaricales; Marasmiaceae
Exons: 11
Coding region: 65-4843 (1592 amino acids)
Molecular function (GO): ATP binding; ATP hydrolysis activity; metal ion binding
Source: RefSeq, a predicted model, not a curated record